CAGCAUUGAAAGGCAGGUCUGUGUAUGCCAUUGCACGAGUGACGACCAGCCCCGGGGAAAAUCCGCACCUCCAUCCAUCUACGUCCAUCGUUUCGUCACAUCACGGCGCAGAUCUCAUCCACCUCCAUCCAUCUAUCUCCAUGUAGCUGAGGCUGCUACGGCUCACCUGGAUCAUGAAGGACGGCAAGGCGUCGACGGUGCUCAAGGCCUGCAGCUCCUCCAUCUCGUUGGUCCUGCUGUCCAUUUUACUGCUGCGAGUGAGCCUACCGCUGGUCUAUUAUCCCCCUUGGGCGCAGCAGACAGCCGCUGCUGAUGGCGCACUUCUACCAUGCCAUCGGCACUUCCACGCCUACCUCCUGACCAUCAAUCUCCAGCUCUCCAGCGGCAACUUCUCCCUCUACCGUGAUAGCAGCUUGUCAGCUGACGCCGACACACAUGCCCUGCAGAUCACCCACGCAACCAAGACAUUCCUCCUCUUCGUGACGGCCACCGACAGCGACCAUCGCGGCACCUGCAUCCGAUUUGCUGCGGCCUGGCUCAGCUACUUGUGUCUGGCGGUUGCCUUCCUCGCCGGAUGGGUGCUGCGGGACCCCUGCAGCGGCAAAAGGCGGGAGAUAGAGCGGGUGAGAGGCGACAGUAGGGAGCUGGUGGUGUGGCGUCGGAUCGCACAUGUGCUGGACAAAGCCCUGAGCAAGUAUGAGAAGGUCCACACGAGGGGGAGGGACAGGCGUCAAGGACGAUGUAGCCUACCGGCCGACAGCCAUUGCAGUCGUGAUAGGUAAGAAUCAGCACCCCCACACCACUCACAGGCAGGGCAGGGGGAGGGAUUGAGAAGGCAUGUUUGCUGUUGUUGUUGUUGUCGUUGUUGUUGUUGCAGUAAUAUGGCGGCUGAGCCAUCAUCGUGUGCGGACGUGGCACGGUGGGCGAAACAGGCGACAUCGUGUGGACAAUGGACAUCAAGUGUGCUGUCCUUUUCGGCUGCUGCCAGUCUCGAGGCGCGUGUGCGUGAGCGUAGUGAGCGUGUCCAGGCGCUGGAAGCAGAGCGACAUGCACUACUGCAGCAGCUCCAGAGCCGAGAGGAACAAUACCGUGAUCAGUGCAGCAAGUGAGAGGAGACGAACAUGGUUGUUUCUCUGCAUGUCUUUCUUCCCCUCAGGUAUGAGUAUGAGCUGCUGUCGUCGAUAGAGAGGACCAAGGAGCUGUCACGUCGACUGAAUGAGGCGAACGCCGUCAUAGCCGAGAGCAACGCGAGAGUGCAGAUGCUAGUGCAGGCACACCAAACCGAGAAUGCCCGGUGGGUGGGGUGGUCGGGUGGAUGAGACAUGCAACCACACACACACAUAUCGAGCAUUCAUGGUGGGGUCGUGUUGUGUUGUGUUAUGUGCCUGCACCCCUGCAGCCUCCGUGACAGCAACCACAGGCGGUGGCUGCGCGUCCAGGAGCUGCACCAAGAACUCGCCCUCAUGCAGUCACACAUGCAGGAGUCAGCACACACCACAUCCAUCCAUCCAUCCAUCUGUGAGCACUGAUUUCUUGUUCUAUUAUUCUCUGUGUGGUGUCAUGUUAGGCGUGAGGCCGACGUGCAGGCCAAGGAGGCCCUUCUGAGUAGAUGCCCACACGAGCUGAGCCCGUCUGCGGCCCUCAUCAAGCAGCUGGCCAACGACGAGACGUAGUCAUGUGGCUGACUUGCCCAAUAUGGAAGGAUGCGGGGGAGAUGGAUGGAUGAUAGCAGUAGGGUGGUGGGGGUGUUGACGGAUGCCUGUGGAUAGAUAGUUGGUGGCCCCGUGGUGGGUGAGCGGGUGAGACAGACAUGCAUGAUCUGAUCGGGACGGCGGCAUUGAAGGCAGAAUG
Messenger RNA from Vitrella brassicaformis, 1851 nucleotides. The record is from the annotation of a GenBank genome assembly. Lineage: Eukaryota; Vitrellaceae.